CUUAAAAUAGCCGACACUCCCAUGAGUCCUGCCGUAGAGACGCGGGUGCAGCGGUGUGUGCUGCUGCCGGGCGGCAGGUCGCGAGCGAAGGUCGCAGCUAUCACGUGCCGUUCGAACACGCCAUCGAACCCGAGCGACUCAGCGACAUUUUAGAAGAAAACACAAACUACAAAUCCGCGCAUUUCAAGUUGUAGUCUUCCUCGAUUGUUUCUUUUGUGCCUCGCGUUACCUGGGAGACGGUAAUUCAAGAAAAAAAGCCUCCGGAGAAUUGUGGUCGAUGUCUAAAAUAUUUAAUUGAGGAGUCUGAAAAGCAACUUUCAUUUUAAUUGUAUUUUUUAAAUCGUGAAGGAAAGGAAGACUCCGUGAGGACAAACAUGGUCACGACAAAGGAAACCAGUCUGAACCCCAAUGCCAAAGUGUGGCAGGAGAUUCCUGCCCACCAAAAUGACAUCUCCGAGGUGACAGAUAAUUCCUUUUGGCUGCAGUCGUAUCCUCCCAACCCUGAUAUGACCGAAGAGUACACCGAUCUUCUGUCUUCUGGGGAAAAAGAAUGCGACCCAGACUUUCCUGACAGUACUGUCUACGCGUAUGCGCCUCCUGAGGACAGUACUGGUAUAUUUGACGCGGGUUGUUUAGCUUUUGGCCCCCAAAAUGAGUCAGCCUUCGAUGCCAUACAAGAAAAACCUACGCCUGAGUGUCUACGAGAGUCUUUAAAGAAACAACUGGAGUUCUGCUUUUCAAGAGAGAACCUAUCUAAUGACCAGUACCUGAUAUCCCAGAUGGACGGUGAUCAGUUUGUACCAAUCUGGACCAUAGCAUGCAUGGAGGACAUAAAAGCCCUCACCACCAAUACAGACCUCAUCCUGGAUGUACUGCGAGAAUCUCCAUCGGUUGAAGUUGAUGAAGCUGGAGAAAGAGUGCGUCCAAAUCACAGACGCUCCAUUAUUAUUCUAAGGGAGGUGCCAGAGACAACACCAGUAGAGGAAGUGAAGGCCCUUUUUAAAAGCGAACACUGCCCAAAUGUGUUAAGUGCGGAAUUUGCACACAACAGCAACUGGUACAUAACCUUUCAGUCUGAUAUGGAUGCACUGAAGGCUUACAGAUAUCUGCGGGAGGAAGUAAAAGUGUUCCAGGGAAAACCUAUAAUGGCCCGCAUAAAGGCCAUCAACACCUUCUUCAGCAAGCCUGGCUUCACCAGCGCAGACUCCAGUUUGUACAACCAGCAUUCUCAGCCACCAGCUCCGUACAGUUCACCUGUGUACAUGCAGCAGCUGUAUAAUGCUCAGCAGCAGCAGCAGUACCCUGUGUAUCCAGCCCUGGUCCAGUCCUGGAACCAUACAACUACGCCUUACUUUGAAACCCCUCUAGCACCGUUCCCUAACAAUGGAUUUGUGGCUGCUUACAACGGUGGGGGCAACUACAAAGCAAGUUCAAGCUCCAAUCCACCUGGGAGCAGGAACCGAAAUCACGUAAAGGGGUCCUUUAGGCCUACAAAUGCACUCAAUUCCCCACCUUUGGCUCCCCCUGCUCUGAUGGAUGGUCAUUUGGGUCCUGUCCACUCACAGCCCCUUCAGACAUCAGGAACCACAACAGUGAGCCUGCUCUCCAUGAGCUCUAAAAAUAAUUCUCUAAAGGCCACCAUCCCCACAGGAGAGCUUAGCGGAGACGGGCGGACAAGGAGAAGUAACAAUUACAGGGGCAUGAGGAGGAAAAGAGAUGAUGAACAGAACACGUGGUCCGUCCCUGUGAUGGAAGUUGAGCUGCCGCCUCCACCAAAGUUCGAGCUGGAAGCUUCUAAUUUCCCUCCAUUGCCAGGAUGUGUGGUCAGUGUAGCGGAGGAGACAACGCCCGAGAUGCGUCUUUCUGACGUUGUACGUGGUCUAAAAGUGACCAACAAGAUUGUAACCAUCAAGGUAAAUGAAGUGAAACCCCCAAACGUCUCAGAACUUCCAGCACCAAGACAAAAUGUGAAGCCAAGUGAAGUGGUGACACAAACACCAGCACAGCCUGUUACAAGCAUGCGUUUGCCAGUGAAGGAGAUGGACGAGGCCAACGCUCCUGUUCCAAAGGACACGUCAUCAGCUGUCAAGCCUGAAUCUCCUACGGAAGGUUCUCCCUCCAACUGUAGCCAUGGCGCCUCCAAUGUAGCAGAUCCCCCUUUUCCCACCUUGGAACAGGAGCCAAGAAAGCUCAGCUAUGCAGAAGUGUGCCAGCGGCUGACUAAGGAAGCACCACCGUUACAGACUCCGUCUCCAGCCACCGCCGCCUCUACGGCCUUCCAGCCCCUUCAGGAGCUCAAAGUCAACAGAGGGGAGGAUCCUUGCACCAACGGACACGCUGCAGAUAAAUCGGAGAACAAUGCCCCUCCUCGUCAAGCUUUGCGCUCAUUUGGUGGCUUGAAUCGCUGGUCCAGAAGCGGAGGUGGCGGGCUGAAGAAUCGUGAGCAUCCCCGAGGGGAAUACACAAACAAAAACUUUUUCCAACAGCGUGGAGCCAGGAGUGGCAAGGAACAAAACAUUCCCCCGAUAUCGCCAAAAUAACCACACGGACCAAUCCCCACUUCAUGAUAAGCUGACACGAUAUGUGUGUAAAUAGGUAAUAUAAGCAUGUACAGUAUACAAAACUAGUGCAUACAGGAGGAUUUCAGGUAUAGGACAGACUAGACUUACCAAACUUGUGCGAGUAAACCAUUUUAGUUCAGCUUCUGGUUUAAUCCUCAACAGUCGCAACCAUGCUCGCAUACUUUAAAACAAAACAAAAAAUCUCUUACUCUGUUUAGCAUGAUACAUUUCUGUCCCAAAUAUAACUUCACUCUUGUACUGUACAUGUGAUGUCUGGUUUCUGUCAGCAACAUAACACCAGCUCGUUUAAGUAAUUAAGAAAUGGUGAAUAAGGAUGAAACCAAAUCACUAUUAGUUUAAAUGCAUAAAAGGAUACAAAAUGCAUACAAAUAUUAAAUGAAAUGGAUAAAUAACAUCUAGCAUAACUUUUACCUAUUUCAAAUAUUGCUGACUAAAAUAUUUUCCUGAAUUAAAUGGGGUUUCUUGAUAUGCUGACACAACUUUCAUCCGCCCCAUAUUGGCUUUGUUUCACAGCACUACUCAAUUAAAAAAAAAAAAGCACAGAUGUGUAGUUACUGUGUGAUACACAUGUACAGGCACAGUUGCGCUCAUGCUGUACAUGAAUAACAAGACAUUGUCCUGAAUUCAAUAGUGUUAAAGUGCUGGCACUCGCGUUUCUUCGGCCCAAUGGUGGCUUUGUUUUGCAGCCCUUUUCAAUUAAAACUACCGUGUUAUGAAGACAUGUACAGACUAACACAGUUGCACUCAUGCUGCAUAUGAUUGGGAUUUGUUUUGGCACGCGAAUCCGCAAAAUGAGGCUUACGUGUUACGUGCAAUAUUUGGCUGUGUUGUCACAGACAGUAGAUGAAAACGCGGGCAAACUUUUGGUGAACGUUUUAGUCAACGAAUUUGAGGUAAAAUGAGGCGUAUAAAUACCGAGGUACCACUCUACUAGUAAGAAAUGCAACCUCUAUAAUGUCAAUGUACUAAUUGCCCACCUCUAAGGUGCUGUUGUUUCACUGGGAUAUUCUGCAAUGCUGGCUUGCUGUUUAAUCACAGCUUUUUGUGUCGUGAAUGUAUCUUUAAUGAAUUAUACGCUUGUUGGUGAUUGACAUGAGAAUGAUAACUUAUACACGGUCAGCAGUACUCAGGAAAAGGUCGCUUUCAUCCCUCAUAUCACGUUCGGUACAUGGAUACACCUUAAUCGCACUUAGCGUCCUUUUGAGUUGUCUUAUGUAAACUGAUGUGUCGAAUUCACCUUCAGCUAGUUUUAAAACAUGAAACACCUUUUUGAGCCAAGUGUCUCUGAAUUCAACAAAUUCAAACGUCAUGUUUCAUUGAGCAUAUGGCAUAGGAAUGAAAUCAUGACUGAUAACAUGAGAUCAGAUUUUAAAUGAAAUACAUGUUUGUAAGGCAACUAUAAUCUAGAUCAGGGGUAGGGAACCUGUGUCUCUUGAUGACUGCAUCUGGCUCUCAGAUAAAUCUUAGCUGACAUUGCUUAACAUAAGUAAUGAAUAGUUUCAGUGGUAAUUGCAGUGUUGAAAAUAACGUUCGCAAUAUAAAACAUUCCCAUGCAUUUUAAUCCAUCCCAUCCAUUUUCUAUCGCAUCUGUUCAAUAAGUCACAUUAAUGGUAAUAAGUAUUUUAUUUAUUAUUGGUUAGCUUCAGAAACCCAAUGUUAUUAAAAAGAAUUAAGAGACUUAUUGUACUCUAAAAAUGUUGGUCUUACUUAAAAAUGCACCCAUUUGGUUGUAUUCUGUGUUCAAAAAAAUAUAUAUAUAUGGCUCUCAUGGAAAUACAUUAGGAAAUAUUUGGCUUUCAUGGCUCUCUCAGCCAAAAAGGUUCCCGACCCCUGUUCUAGAUCUACAUUUAAAAGUGGACUGCUGAAAUACCGGCUUUAUCCCACUUUUUCUGGUUUUGUAAAUGUUAUGUGGUAGUUAUUUGUGUGUUACUGUAAUUCUUUCCAUAGUAGACAUUUGUGUGUGUUGUAACAAACUGAUUAUGUCUUAAAUAUGUGUAAAUAUACAUAAAGAUGUUGGCAGAUAAAUAUUUAGAUAUGACUAAUUGUCUUAAUUUCGAGGCUGGUCAUAAGUGGUCUUUUUUUUAGGUUUGUCAUUUGUAUAUGUUAAUGGAUUUAUGUUACAUCCAGUCACAACUUCAACAAUAUUUUUUAAAAUCUGAAGCAAACUCAAGUGCCUUAUUAUUGGUGGUUCAUUGAAAAGUACUUCUUUACCACGCUGGACACGCCUUGUUUGCUAGUAGUGAAAAAAAAUAUAUGCUGCAUUAACGCAUAUGAGACAAAUUGUGCUUGUGAAUGUAAAGCACAGUUAUUUCAUUGUUUUUAUUUUGAAUCCCAACGUAUGUUCACACAAUUUGGUUUCACAUAAAUGGAUAUCAUACA
Molecule: messenger RNA, 4961 nt
Organism: Nerophis ophidion (straightnose pipefish)
Lineage: Eukaryota; Metazoa; Chordata; Actinopteri; Syngnathiformes; Syngnathidae
Product: la-related protein 4-like
Exons: 15
Coding region: 375-2540 (721 amino acids)
Biological process (GO): positive regulation of translation
Cellular component (GO): cytoplasmic stress granule; cytosol
Molecular function (GO): mRNA 3'-UTR binding
Source: RefSeq, a predicted model, not a curated record